UGCGCCGGGUUCCCGCCGCGCGCCGGGGGGAAACUUUUCCUGCUGCAGCGGCGCCGCUGGGCGAAGCGCGCGGACGUCGCGCGCGCGACCUCGCCACUGCUGCCCUCGCCCCCGGCCGGGCGCCAUGGCCGGGGCCAGCGGGCGGGGCCGCGGCCGCCGCUUUGUCCCAGGCGCCGGGUGGCGGCCGGCGGGCGGGCGCUGAGGAGCGGGCGGGCAGGCAGGCGGGCAGGCAGGCAUGGCUUCCCCGCCCGGCGGCGAGCAGCGGGCUCUGGGGGAGCGGGUGGCGGCGCUGGAGGCGGACCUGACCGCCUGCCGCGGGCAGCUGGAGCGGGCGCAGCGCCGGUUGCGCCGCACCGAGCGCCUCUACCGCGAGGCGCGGGAGGACAGCGAGGCGCUGAGGAGACAGGUUGAAGAGCUUACUAAGGAAAUCCACAAUAGAAAAGAGAAAGAUACGUCUAGCGUAGAAAUCCAGACGGAGGACUAUGCUGCAUGGUCACAAGCAGAUUAUUACUACUAUGAAGAUUAUUACAAUCACACUGAUACUCAAGAUCAUGCUUCUGAACUGCCAGUACAGCACAAUCAUGGGACUGAAGGCACUGAGCAUAAUUCCCCAGAGGAAUUGCAGACAGGUGUUAAUAUUCCUUUAAGGAUGGAUAGCACCAAAGUUGCUGAAGGUGGAGAAGAGGAAAAUUUUGUCCAGAAUUCACAGGAAGCAGAAGAUACUUCAGUACCAGAGGGUUCUUUGGCAGAGAGCUUGAGAGCUGCUGCAGAAGCUGCUGUUUCACAAACCGGAUUUAUUUACGAUGAAAAUACAGGAUUGUAUUAUGACCAUAGCACUGGAUUCUACUAUAAUUCGGAAAAUCAACUGUAUUAUGAUCCAGCAACUGGAAUUUAUUACUACUGUGAUGUGGAAAGUGGCCGAUACCAGUUUCAUUCACGAGUGGAUCUGCAGUCUUAUCAGGCCUCUGGUACUAAGCACACCAAAGAUAAAAAAGGGAAAAAGAAGAGAAAAGAACCAAAUGAGUAUAAGGAUUUGGACACAGAAGAGCAGAAAUCAUCUAAUAGUCUGAAUUGCUUUUCCGCUACUGAGCAAGUAAGUUCUACUGAAGAAGAAGAGUCUCCAAACAUAAGAAAGAAGACUAAAAUGGACACAAAACCACAAAACAGUCUAACAGCCAAAGAAUCAAUUUCUACAGACAGUAUAAAUUCACAUUCACACAAAAGUACACCAGAUACUGCAGCAUAUACAGAUGACAGUAGAACAGCAGACACAGAGAGUGAGCCAGAAGAAGGUGAAAUUACAGAUUCUGAGUGCGAAGCCUACAGCAGUGAGGAUGAAGUAACAAGUGAAGAAACUUCUGAUUCAGAAGACUCGGAAAUCGAAGAUGAAGAAAAGAUCUGGCCUCCUUGUAUCAGAGUGAUUGUAAUAAGAUCACCAGUUCUACAGACUGGAUCACUUUAUAUUAUCACAGCUGUGAAACCUGCUACAAUUGGAAGAGAAAAAGAUGUUGGACACACACUUCAGAUUCCUGAAGUUGGAGUCAGUAAGUUCCAUGCAGAAGUAUAUUUUGACCAUGAUUUGCAAAAUUAUGUUCUCGUGGAUCAAGGCAGUCAGAAUGGAACGGUUGUUAAUGGAAAUCAGAUUCUCCAGCCUAAAACAAAAUGUGAUCCCUACAUCUUGGAGCAUGGAGAUGAAGUGAAGAUUGGUGAAACCGUACUUUCUUUUCAUAUACAUCCUGGCAGCGAUACUUGUGAUGGAUGUGAACCAGGACAAGUCAGAGCACAUCUUCGCCUGGACAGGAAAAAGGAAUCUUCUGUUUGUCCAGCACUUAGCAAAGAAGAGAGAGAGUUAGUCAGAAGAAAAGCAUUAAAACAAAUACGGGUAAAAUAUGGUUUACAGAACACAGAGUAUGAAGACAACAAAGCAGUGAAGAAUCCAAAGUACAAAGAUAGAGCAGGAAGACGCAGAGAGACCAUUGGAAGUGAAGGAACCUUCCAGAGAGAUGAUAGUCCAGCUUCUGUUCAUAUUGAAAUCAGCAACAGCAACAAAGGACAUAAAAUGUUGGAGAAGAUGGGGUGGAAGAAGGGGGAAGGCCUGGGCAAGGAUGGUGGUGGUAUGAAGGAUCCGAUCCACCUUCAGUUACAUAAAACACAUGCAGGUUUGGGUACCAGUAGACCAGCCUCAGUUGAAGAUGUUCAGAUAAUCCAGAGCAAGAAUAAAAAGAACUGGGAUAAAGCAAGAGAAAGGUUUGCUGAAAACUUCCAAGAACCUAAAUCACAAAGGGAUACGCCUAAGACUACACCUUGGAUUAGAGGGACUGUAGAAUAAAGUAUCUGAUCCCACAGCAGGGUAAUUCCUGUGUGUAAAUAGUUGGAAGAGAAUUUAUUUUUGUUCUUUUUUCUUUUGCUAAAGCAGAAGUUUGGUGAUAUGUAAAAUAAAGUUGUGGAAAAAAUUAUACAAGAUUAACACUAUUAUGUUAAUUGGUUUUCUGUAGUCUUCACGCUUUUAUAAAAACACAUUUUUAAUAAGAAAUUAAUGGAAUAUAGAAGGGGAUAUUAAAAUUUAAGUACUUGAAAGUGAUUCUCAUCAUGAGCAGAAGUUUCUUCAAUUGUGUUUUUAACACAGUUCUUCAUGGAAAGUCAAACAAAACAUCUGUUUUAAAUAUGAUACCUUUCACAUUUGAACAGUGGUUUAAAAGCAAGCUGAAACAAACAGAAAAAAGAAAAUCCUGUGGACCCCUACUACCAGAGUAUCAUAUUGUCAUUUCCUCUCUUGUAUGUUUAUUCACGUUUGCCAUAAAAUGCUCAGCAAGGGUACACUACUCCUGAAUUCAUACAGUUCAGUACUAAUUACAUGUCUCAGCUUACCUUAAGGGGGAAAAAACCUUUUUAAAUGAUUCAUCAGUACUGUUCAAAAAUAAAUACUGUACUCCAUGAAAUAAACUACCAGCAUUGGUGAAGAAAACAAUGUUCAGAGGUGGCUUGUAGCAAAAUUUUCUUCUGUGAAGAACUUGCUUGAGAUUUGUUUAGUAAAUCUGUAUCAUGCCUUUUAAAGAGGAGGUAUGUUUAGAAAACUGCUGUCUGUGUGUAUUAUUUAUUAACUUCUUGUUCUGAUACAUCCAUUGCUGGCAAUGGAGUUUAUGCCAGAAAAAAACCCCAACCAACUGAUUUUUGGUGGGGAAGGAUUGCCAAACUAAAGCUAAAAGCUUGGUGUUUAUUGAUGUCCCUGAACACAAUAAAUAACUGUCAAUUUAA
Harpia harpyja (harpy eagle) is the source of this 3255-nucleotide messenger RNA. RefSeq names its product angiogenic factor with G-patch and FHA domains 1 (gene AGGF1). Gene Ontology annotation, molecular function: protein binding; nucleic acid binding. NCBI's taxonomy places the organism in Eukaryota, Metazoa, Chordata, Aves, Accipitriformes, Accipitridae. The coding region runs from base 236 to 2329 and encodes 697 amino acids. The record is from RefSeq and is a predicted model, not a curated record. The transcript is spliced from 14 exons.